GGCUUGAUGCACUUCGUUAACAGUGUGUGGCCAGCAGCGACACGGAACCCACGAACAACAGGGCGCGCGCGUGAUAAAACCAAGAGAUAAAACGCACGCACUGGGGGGGAAAAACGAAGGAAAAACAAAGAACGAGAUUAAGAAGAAUGGCCUUCCGGUUACUAAAAUAGCUUCACGCCGCCAGAAAACAGCGGCACGCGAUCCUCGCCUGUUUCUCAAAACUUGUGGAAAUAGGGACGCGCUGAACUGAGCGGCAUCGCUUGCCAUGGACCAUCUGCGAGAUAGCACGAGAUCACUCACCCGCGGGGAUCUUACGUUCACAGCCCCUCGUUCUGCGCAUCCAUGCAAUGUCACUUUAUUCUCUCCGCCUUGCAAAUGAGUGUGGGCAACGAUGCCGCGCAUUGUGCAUCCCACUAAGAUUGCAGUCUGUGCAAUUUGACGGGGCUGCACAGACAUUUUUGGAGGUGACGAUCUGCACUGAACUUUCCAUCUAAUAUAUUUUGGAGAAAAUGCACGGAGAGCAGAGAAUGUGGACAAGAUGGAUCUGACCUCGCAGACUACUAUUGUGCCAAACUCCUCCGACGUUGUCAACAGCACGAGCGCCCCGAGGACUUCACCUCAUUCACUGGCGGCGGCGGCGUUCAUCAUCCUGGUUGUCACCGUUAUUAUUUUGGUGACUAUCGUGGGUAACGUGCUGGUCGUUGUCGCCGUGUUCACCAGCCGCGCACUCCGCGCGCCGCAGAAUCUUUUUCUGGUCUCUUUGGCGUCUGCAGACAUCCUCGUGGCUACGUUGGUCAUUCCAUUCUCUCUGGCUAACGAGGUCAUGGGAUAUUGGUACUUCGGAACUACGUGGUGCGCGUUCUACCUGGCGCUGGAUGUCCUCUUCUGCACGUCCUCCAUCGUUCACCUCUGCGCAAUCAGCCUGGACAGGUACUGGUCCGUGACCAAAGCCGUCAGCUACAACUUGAAAAGGACUCCUAAGCGGAUCAAGUCCAUGAUCGCUGUGGUGUGGAUCAUAUCAGCGGUAAUUUCUUUCCCACCGCUGAUUAUGACGGAGCACAACGAGCACGAAUGCUUGUUAAACAACGAAACGUGGUACAUCCUCUCCUCGUGCCUGGUGUCAUUUUUCGCUCCGGGCGUAAUUAUGAUUCUGGUCUACUGUAAAAUUUACAGAGUGGCCAAACAGCGGUCCUCCACGGUGUUUGUCGCCAAAAACGGUCUGGAGAGGCAACCCUCGCAGUCGGAGACGUGUUUCGUGCGCAAGGAUAAGUUUGAGACGGAGAGCCCGAGCAGUCAGAGUUCAGGCAGCAACCAGCGGCAAGAGGAGUUGGACGAUAUCGAUCUCGAGGAGAGCUGCGCGUCGGACAGCAAACCCAGGAACUCGCGCUUUUCGAAACGAAGGAAAGUGGAGGGAUCGAACUGCUGCCCGAAACAGGGCUGCCGUCUGUCCUGGGCUUCCAGUCGCCCCGCUCAGCUGUUCCAGGAGCCAAACGCGAGACAGCAGGCCAUUUCCAAAACGAAAGUGGCACAGAUGCGCGAGAAGCGCUUCACAUUCGUCCUCGCGGUGGUGAUGGGGGUUUUCGUGCUCUGCUGGUUCCCCUUCUUCUUCACAUACAGCCUGCACGCGAUAUGCAGGCAGAGUUGCACAAUUCCUGGCGCUCUUUUCGACCUCUUCUUCUGGAUUGGCUACUGUAAUAGUUCAGUGAAUCCAAUUAUUUAUACAAUUUUUAACCGGGAUUUCCGAAAAGCGUUCAAGAAAAUAAUAUGGAGAACUGCAAAACGAACUUGAGGGAGUUUUCACGGUGUCGUGUUAUAAGUUGUACUUCAUUGCGUAUUUAAAAGCUCUUUGUGUCCUCGAAUCAUUUAUUUACUAUUUAUUAUUUUCAGCGUGUAAAUAAAAAAAAUUGAUUUGGAUAAGGCAAAAAAUAAACA
Messenger RNA from Anguilla rostrata (American eel), 1932 nucleotides. Its product is annotated as alpha-2Db adrenergic receptor-like. The transcript has a single exon. Gene Ontology annotation, biological process: adenylate cyclase-activating adrenergic receptor signaling pathway; regulation of smooth muscle contraction; regulation of vasoconstriction. Gene Ontology annotation, molecular function: alpha2-adrenergic receptor activity; epinephrine binding. NCBI's taxonomy places the organism in Eukaryota, Metazoa, Chordata, Actinopteri, Anguilliformes, Anguillidae. Gene Ontology annotation, cellular component: plasma membrane. Bases 539 to 1789 code for a protein of 416 amino acids. The record is from RefSeq and is a predicted model, not a curated record.